AUGAAUUUCGUCAAAAGCAGCGUGUACCAGCAGGAAAUCACAGCGGAGGGGGUGAAAGAAAAGGAAAUUGUGACUCGGAGCAAGGAGGAAAUUGCUCUUGAGGAGCGACUGAAGAACCUCCCAGAAUUUCAGCGCCAGAAUCACUUCCUCAGCUUCGCCGAAGUUCGAUACGAUGACCCCAGCUACGCAGAGAAGAAGGAGGGCGUCAAUACAGACGCGCCUGCAGCCGUCACGGAGGAAGAGUUUGAGUACUACGAGGCGUUGGCGGCACAGGAGCGCCGGCGGCAGCAGCAGAGACAGCGCGAAGAAAAAGACAUGCAGAAUGAGUUUUUGAAGGCAAAGAAGGAGAUGGAGGAGCAGAGAAGACAGGCACUCAAUGCGGGGGGAUUGCCUCACGGAUUGUCGCUCGCGUCGUCGUCGCCGGCGGGCGGCAGUCGCGCUCGCCUCUAUUCUUCCGCGACAGGGGGAGCAGAGCACGGCUCUCCAAGCCCCGAUAAUGGCGCCGCAGGCCUCUACGGGAAUCGAACCGCGACGCCGCAGGCGAAGGACCAGCCGUCCGGCAUGGGCGCGCGGAUCUUUGACCUCACUUCGAAGCGAAAACGCGUCGCAACUGCGGACAGGAAACGAGCGAAUCCGCUCUCAUCCGAGGCAAGUGGAAAGUAUCGAUCUGCGUAUGUUUCUCAUAUGUAUAUCUUCCCAUGUAUAUGUCGUAUUAUAUAUAUACAUAUCGUACUAUAA
Besnoitia besnoiti is the source of this 738-nucleotide messenger RNA. RefSeq lists its product as uncharacterized. The transcript is spliced from 4 exons. Bases 1 to 738 code for a protein of 245 amino acids. NCBI's taxonomy places the organism in Eukaryota, Apicomplexa, Conoidasida, Eucoccidiorida, Sarcocystidae. The record is from RefSeq and is a predicted model, not a curated record.